Homalodisca vitripennis (glassy-winged sharpshooter) is the source of this 1042-nucleotide messenger RNA. Its product is annotated as glutathione S-transferase-like. NCBI's taxonomy places the organism in Eukaryota, Metazoa, Arthropoda, Insecta, Hemiptera, Cicadellidae. Gene Ontology annotation, biological process: glutathione metabolic process. Gene Ontology annotation, molecular function: glutathione transferase activity. The coding region runs from base 345 to 974 and encodes 209 amino acids. The transcript is spliced from 7 exons. The record is from RefSeq and is a predicted model, not a curated record.
GGAACGGUUGGAAGGCAAUGAUUUUGCCAAUAAAGAAAUAAUCGAGAUGGCAUUUGAAGAAGAUUUAUAGCAUUCCUAAGAUAUCUUCUGAAGCAAAAUAAUGAUGUGAUACUGUCAGAUUUCUAUUAUUCAAAUAGUGUUGUUUCCAAACCCAAUGGCAUAAUUCCAGGAAUGGAUUCCUCAUAUGCAGAGAAGAAAGGUUAUUACAACAUGAUCCUGGAAAUGCAUAUAUUAAUAACAAUCUAAUAAGUACGUGGAAGCUAUUUGAUGUACUUGUCAGCCAGCCACAGAUAAAGCUUUAUCUAUCUUCAAACUGAUGGAACAGCAGCGGUGUGUCUGACUCCAUGAUAACAUUUAUCAUGGCACCUAAAACGAAGCUCACCUACUUCAAUGGUACUGGACUCGCAGAGUCCAUCCGGUUCCUAUUAGUCUACCUGGACAGAGAGUAUGAGGACAGCAGAUUUGGAGAGGAGAAGUGGGCCAAAAUUAAACCAACAACCCCCUGGGGCAAGGUCCCACUGCUGGAGGUGGAGGGCGAGAAGUCUGUAGCAUGGUCCCUUGCCAUUACACGGUACCUGGGUCGUGAAGCUGGGCUUGCUGGUGCCAACACCUGGGAGGACCUCAGGAUCGAUGAGAUUGUCUACGUCAUCAGUGACUUGCAAUCAUCAAUGGCCAGCUAUUUCCAUGAAGAGAACGAGGCUAUGAAAGAGUAUCUUAAAGGACCUUUGUUUAGUACCACAAUACCUUUCUACUUGUCACGGUUGGAGAGCCAAGUGAAGGAGAACAAUGGUUUUCUGGCAAAUGGAAAGUUAUCCUGGGCGGAUGUGUAUUUUGCUGCACUCAGUGAUUACCUGAACUGGAUGAACGGCUCAAAGGAAAUCCUGGUAGGAUACCCCAACCUGCAGUCUCUAAAAACAAAGAUCUUCGCCUUACCAAGAUCAAGGAGUAUGUCGCGAAGAGACCGAUCACUAUAGAACUCCAACUCAAAGAGUGAACACAUAUACAAAUUAAACUAAGAAAAGCUUGAAUUUAAUGCCUUAAA